UGACGACAUAUCCCGACGGUGACGCUGCCUGGCUGCAAGUGUUUGUGAUUUCUUUGAGCUGGUUAGCUGCAAGUCAACGUUAAUGCGGGUGCAAAAACCAGGAAACCUGACCGGCAUCAUACCGUCGACGCUGAUGCGGCUGCAGAGCUGGCUAAGGAGUGAACGUUAUGCGGGGCCCUGAGGAGCGGGGGGCGGGGCACCAGGCCGGGGCCCCGCGGCUGUGAGGCUUUGCGGCUUCGCGGGAAAUGCGCUGGGCUCUGGCCCUCUAAUCCGGCCCCGGGGCAGCUGACUGAUCCGGAGCCAGGCGGCAGGCUCGGCGGGGAGAGCGAGCGAGAGAGAGAGAGAGAGAGGGGGCGGGCGAGGGAGCGAGCGAGCAAGGGCAGAGAGGCGGGGCCUGUGGAAGGGGGCGGGGAGCUCAAGGAGCAGCGGGAGAGAGGCCUGGCCCUAGCGCCCCCCCCCCCACCCCCGCCGUGACCGCCAGGCCCCCGGGCCGCGCAGACAUGUCCGCCGGGGGGGAGCCCGACGCCGACCACCCCCGCUUCUUCGUCGGGUGCGAUGACGGUGAGGGCGACGAGCUGCUGGACCCGGGGAGGAUCAUGGGAUACGACUGCCGCUACGAGAACGUGGAGGAGGAGGAGGAGGAAGAUGAUGACGACGACGACGAUGAAGAAUACGACUCCCCCCCCGAGCGGCAGAUCGUGGUGGGCAUCUGCGCCAUGUCCAAGAAGUCCCAGUCCAAGCCGAUGAAGGAGAUCCUGGAGAGGCUGUGCCUGUUCAAGUACAUCACGGUGGUGCUGUUCGAGGAGGACGUCAUCCUUAACGAACCCGUGGAGAACUGGCCCCUCUGCGACUGCCUCAUCUCCUUCCACUCCAAAGGGUUUCCUCUGGACAAAGCGGUGGCCUAUGAGAAGCUGAGGGGCCCCUUCGUCAUUAACGACCUGGACCUGCAGUACUGCAUCCAGGACAGGAGGGAGGUGUACCGUACCCUGAAGGCGGCGGGGAUCCAGCUACCGCGAUACGCCGUUCUGAACCGCGACCCGGCUCGGCCCGAAGAGUGUAACCUGGUGGAGGGGGAGGACCACGUGGAGGUGAACGGGGAGGCGUUCCAGAAGCCGUUUGUGGAGAAGCCGGUCAGCGCAGAGGACCACAACGUCUACAUCUACUACCCCACCUCCGCCGGGGGGGGCAGCCAGAGGCUGUUCCGCAAGAUCGGGAGCAGAAGCAGCGUCUACUCUCCGGAGAGCAACGUUCGCAAAACGGGCUCCUACAUUUACGAGGAGUUCAUGCCCACGGACGGGACGGACGUAAAGGUGUACACGGUGGGCCCGGACUACGCCCACGCGGAGGCGCGCAAGUCCCCCGCCCUGGACGGGAAGGUGGAGCGGGACAGCGAGGGGAAAGAGGUGCGGUACCCCGUCAUCCUCAACGCCAGGGAGAAGCUCAUCGCCUGGAAGGUCUGCCUGGCCUUCAAGCAAACGGUUUGUGGGUUCGACCUGCUGCGAGCCAACGGACAGUCCUACGUCUGCGACGUCAACGGCUUCAGCUUCGUGAAGAACUCCAUGAAGUACUACGAUGACUGCGCAAAGAUCCUGGGGAACAUCAUAAUGCGCGAGCUGGCUCCCCAGUUCCAGAUCCCCUGGUCCAUCCCGCUGGAGGCUGAGGACAUCCCCAUCGUCCCCACCACCUCCGGCACCAUGAUGGAACUGCGGUGUGUGAUCGCCGUGAUUCGCCAUGGCGACCGAACCCCCAAACAGAAGAUGAAAAUGGAAGUUCGACAUCAGAGGUUUUUUGAUCUGUUUGAAAAGUGUGAUGGGUACAAAAGUCGAAAACUAAAACUGAAAAAGCCAAAGCAACUACAGGAAGUCCUGGACAUUGCGAGACAACUUCUGGCAGAACUUGGACAGAACAAUGACUCGGAAAUAGAGGAAAGCAAAGCCAAACUGGAACAACUCAAAACCGUUCUAGAAAUGUAUGGGCAUUUUUCCGGCAUUAAUCGCAAGGUUCAGUUGACUUACCUUCCGCACGGUUGCCCAAAAACAUCAAGCGAGGAAGAAGACGUGCGACGGGACGACCCCUCCCUCUUGCUGGUGCUGAAGUGGGGGGGGGAGCUGACCCCCGCCGGGCGGGUACAGGCGGAAGAGCUGGGCCGGGCGUUCAGGUGUAUGUACCCUGGGGGCCAAGGUGACUACGCAGGGUUCCCCGGCUGCGGCUUGCUGCGACUGCACAGCACCUACCGGCACGACCUGAAGAUCUACGCGUCCGACGAGGGGAGAGUGCAGAUGACGGCUGCGGCCUUCGCCAAGGUCAGUGACCAGCGCCGCGAAGAGCCCCCGCGUUCAGAGGGGGGAGAUACAGUGCGCUGCUGGCGUGGAGGCGAGCUGACGCAUCCUGGUGAUGGUGAAGAGCGCCACAUGAACGGGCUGCGGGCAGCCAGCGACGCUGCUGCGCGCGAGGUGAGCAGCGGUACAGCCCGCGCCUACCACGGCCCAUCCGCCUACCGACCGCCGUACCGCCUGUACUCGCAAGGUCACGCCGCGUACCGCCACCUGCCUACCGCCGUACCCCUGUACCGCCAUACCCCUGUACCGCCGUACCGCCAUACCCCCGUACCGCCAUACCCCUGUACCGCCAUCGUCCCCGUACCGCCCCGCCAUCCCCGUACCGCCAUCCGCCAUACCCUUGGAUUACUGGUGUGUUCACCGGCCUCUGUUUCCCGCACACAGCUGGCUCCCACCACCAGCACGUCGCUGGUGAAGUCCAUGCAGAUGAUCAAGAACCCGGUGAAGACGUGCGACAAGGUGUACUCCCUGAUCCAGAACCUGACCCAGCAGAUCCGCCAGAGGAUGGAGGACCCCAAGUCCGCGGAUAUCCAGCUGUACCACAGCGAGACGCUGGAGCUGAUGCUUCGGCGCUGGUCCAAGCUGGAGAAGGACUUCAAGAUGAAGAACGGGCGCUACAACAUCAGCAAGAUCCCCGACAUCUACGACUGCAUCAAGUACGACGUGCAGCACAACGGCUCGCUGAAGCUGGACCACACCAUGGAGAUCUACCGGCUGUCCAAGGCGCUGGCCGACAUCGUCAUCCCGCAGGAGUAUGGCAUCUCCCAGCCGGAGAAGCUGGACAUCGCCAAAGGCUACUGUACGCCGCUGAUCCGGAAGAUCCGCUCGGACCUGCAGAGGACGCAGGACGACGACACCGUGAACAAGCUUCACCCCGUGUAUUCCAGCGGCGUGAUGUCACCGGAGCGACACGUGCGGACCAGGCUGUACUUCACCAGCGAGAGUCACGUCCACUCCCUGCUCUCCAUCCUACGCUACGGGUCCCUGUGUGAUGAGACCAAGGAUGACCAGUGGAAGAGGGCUAUGGACUAUCUGAAGGUGGUCAGCGAGCUGAACUACAUGACCCAGAUCGUCAUCAUGCUGUACGAGGACCCGAAUAAGGACCCCUCGUCGGAGGAGCGCUUCCACGUGGAGCUGCACUUCAGCCCCGGGGCCAAAGGGUGCGAGGACGACCGGAACCUGCCCUCUGGGUUCGGCUACCGGCCCGCGUCCCGCGAGAACGAAGGCUCAAAGAAAAAGUCCCAGAACGACAGCGAUGAGGAGUCGGCGAAACGGGACGAGCCGGACCGGGCCCUCAUGAUGUUCAGGCCUCUGGUUUCCGACCCCAUCUACAUCCACAGGAAGUCGCCUCUGCCUCGAUCUAAAAAGAUCGGUUCUGUGGAGGAAGAAAGCCCCCUGAGUGUGUCUAGCCCUGACUCUAUUGGUACCUGGAUUCAUUACACCUGUGGUGUUGGUACUGGGCGUCGAAGACGCAGAUCAGGGGACCAAAUAACUUCCUCCCCCGUCUCCCCCAAAUCACUGGCUUUCACUUCCAGUAUUUUUGGCUCAUGGCAACAGGUUUUGUCGGAGAACAACAGCCACGCUCGCGCUGGCAGGCUCAUCUCGGAACACAAGCUCACCACAGGAAUCGGCCCUCAUUGCGCGGGGCUCUUCAGCACCAUGGUGCUCGGCGCCUCCUCCAGCGCCCCUAACCUGCAGGAUUACGCUCGCGCGCACCGUAAAAAGCUCACCUCCUCCGGCUUCCUGGAGGAGACCACCCGUGGUUCUGCUGUAAAAAGAUUUUCUAUCUCAUUUGCUCGACACCCGACCAAUGUGUUUUCCAGUUUGUUCUGUGGUUUUGAGCUGUACUCCAUGGUCCCGUCGAUCUGCCCCCUGGAGACCCUGCACAACUCGCUCUCGCUGAAGCAGGUCGACGACUUCCUGGCUUCCGUGGCGAUGUCUCACGAGGCCAUCGUGGACACGCCCACAUCCUCCCCAGCUUCAAACUUGUGCUGCAGUCCCAUUCCACUGAAGAAGCCCCCUUUGAACACGUACACUCCCGCAAAAGUGCUUCCUUGCCCGUUCACCUCGAGCAAGAAAACGCUAGAAAGAGCUGUGACCGUGUGUGGCGGGUCACCCAACAGAUCGCCGAGGGGGGGUCUGGCCACGCCCCCCAGGGAGGACGAACCGACGCAGGUGCCGUCCCCAAAAUGCACCCUGGAGGAGAAAGCUGUCCUGGAGCCCCCCGGCGUGGAGUCCGAACCCCCAGCUGGGACCUCCUCCCCCACCCUGCAACCUCCACCUCACGAUACCCCCAACCUACCCCCGUCUGACGACACCCACAGUGGCAAGGCGCCCCCUCAGCGCCACCCUUGUGAUACCCCUGCCGAUAAAGCCCCCCAGCAGUGCUUCUCUCCUGCCCCUCCCAGUGAGAAAUCGCCCUCGCCUGGCCCGUCCCAUGAUUCCCCUGUUGGGACGCCCCCUCGCGAUACCUCAGGAGACAGAGGGUCCGAGCGGACCGCACCCCACGACAUGGCUGCUGACAGAACUCCCCCAAAACCCUCUCUCCUUGGUCCCCAUGGAGACGAAGCGCGGCAUUAGCCCCCGCCCCCCUACCCCAACCCCCCCCCCAAAAAAAGCCGAGGGUAGGACGCAUAAUGUACUGUCACACGCACAGGCUGCGUGAAACAAAAUAAAUAAAACUGCUGUCCUUAGUAGUCAUUCGUUUUCUGAAAAUUAGUCCGCCGUUCGAGCGUCCGUCGAGGCGUCGAUCACGAAGAAUGAAGGCUGAAUUCCCAAGACUCCACCCUGAUCAUGCGUCACAUGUUUAAAAAUAAAUUAAUUAAUUAAAAAUAAUAAAGAGGGUUCUGAAGGGCAAAGCUCCCAACUGACAUUAUGAGACAAAAUUAACUGUUACGGAUCAGUCGAAUGUUACUGGUUGACGGGUUCCACUCACGUCACUUACUCAUUGGCUUUCACAACGAUAUUUGAACUUUAUAUAUAAUGCAUCAGACAUUAGUGUUUUGCACAUCGGACUUUUGUUACUUUAACUGUGUAAAAAAACAUAUAUAUAUAUGGGGUUUGAUGGUACCUGAAGUAUUUUAUUAUACAAAGAGGUGUACAGUAGUUCUGUAAGCAUAGCAAUUUCAAGUACUGCGUCUGUUCGUAUAAACAAGCGACCAUAAAUCACCAAAGAUGUUCUUGAGAGGUACCAGUGUCUGUAUUAUGUUGAUUGUCCGUCUCUGUAUUGUUUGUUCGGUAAGCUCCCAUGUCUUAGGAGGUGUUGAACAGUCGUAAGACAUGGGUCCUCAAAGAGCCAAACUAAUGGCCAGAAUACCAAUUUUGAAAGACCAGAUGGUUGACCAGUGACCAUUGAAAUGUCACUUCAGUUAGUAAAGGAAUUUAAGAUUGUGAACCGUAUUUAAUUUGCCUUACAAGCACAUCGCUAAUCGUAUUUCUUUCAUUUUUUUUAUCCAUUGUGAUUGAAAAGAUUGUUGUACAUAUUCUGUAUUGGCUACACUGGACAUCCUGACCUGUAAAUAUUUUAAACUCAUGAAUCUCAUCGUGGUAAUAUUGACCAUCUUAAACCUGAUCUGCAAAUGGUUUUCAACGCUAUGUUUUGCAGUUGUAAGGUGCCCAUGUAAAAACCAACGCACCCCUGGAGUUUUUAAGGAAUGUAAUAUUAGUUUUCAGAAUUAAAAUAAAACAUGAAAAAGUCA
Anguilla rostrata (American eel) is the source of this 6037-nucleotide messenger RNA. RefSeq names its product diphosphoinositol pentakisphosphate kinase 2 (gene ppip5k2). Gene Ontology annotation, biological process: inositol metabolic process; inositol phosphate biosynthetic process. Lineage: Eukaryota; Metazoa; Chordata; Actinopteri; Anguilliformes; Anguillidae. The transcript is spliced from 33 exons. The coding region runs from base 501 to 4919 and encodes 1472 amino acids. Gene Ontology annotation, molecular function: inositol hexakisphosphate kinase activity; 5-diphosphoinositol pentakisphosphate 1-kinase activity; diphosphoinositol pentakisphosphate kinase activity. The record is from RefSeq and is a predicted model, not a curated record. Gene Ontology annotation, cellular component: cytosol.